Phyllopteryx taeniolatus (common seadragon) is the source of this 810-nucleotide messenger RNA. RefSeq names its product cyclin-dependent kinase inhibitor 2A/B (p15, inhibits CDK4) (gene cdkn2). The coding region runs from base 234 to 611 and encodes 125 amino acids. NCBI's taxonomy places the organism in Eukaryota, Metazoa, Chordata, Actinopteri, Syngnathiformes, Syngnathidae. The transcript is spliced from 2 exons. The record is from RefSeq and is a predicted model, not a curated record. Gene Ontology annotation, biological process: regulation of cyclin-dependent protein serine/threonine kinase activity; negative regulation of cell population proliferation. Gene Ontology annotation, molecular function: cyclin-dependent protein serine/threonine kinase inhibitor activity; protein kinase binding. Gene Ontology annotation, cellular component: nucleus.
GACAUCACCCAUUCAAAGCAGACACGGAGAGAGAAACAAGCCGGGGCACAUUACUGCAUUUAUGUCGCCUCACACUGACAGCUGCUCCGCUUUACAUACCAGCACCGAGACGACACUUAUAACAUAAACAAUAACAACAACACGCGUGGAUUGUCAAGACAUUUUUUUUUUCCUUUUCCCCCCACUAUCGCGGAGUACCUGUGCAGGGGACCAGGACGACCGCGACUGCUUCGAUGACGACUCUGGAGGAUGAGCUGACGUCGGCGGCCGCCACGGGGAACGCGACCGAGGUGGAGCGACUCCUCCGGGCAGGGGCGGACGUCAACGCGGCCAACCGGCUCGGUUACACCGCGCUGCAGGCGAUGAUGAUGGGCAGCACGCCGGUGGCCCAGCUCCUGCUGGCGGCUGGCGGCGACCCGAACGUGGCGGACGCGCGCACCGGGAGCACGCCGCUGCACGACGCGGCCCGGACGGGCUUCGGCGACACCGCGCGGCUGCUGGUCCGCUUCGCCGCUUCCCCGCAGGCCAGGGACCACGCCGACUCUCGGCCCGUGGAAGUGGCCCGGAGACACGGCCACGCCGACGUCGUGGCCUUCCUGGAGACUUUGUGAGGAACAGUUUUUUUUAUUUUUUUGGGAAAGGGGACUGGACUGUCCCGUUGAAUUUAUUUAUUAAAGGGUCAGGCACUAAAGACACUUCUCUGAAUCCGGAUUAGGUUUAUAUAGGAAGAAGGUUGGAAAUUUCCAUCAGACUUUUUUUUUUUUUUUUUUAACGUUAUUUAUUUGCAUAUUUGGACUUUUACUUGAAUAA